AUGGUCCCGUCGUGUCACCUUAACUGCAUCUUUGCCAGGCGCGUCUCGGACCCCGGCCCCGUCGUGUGCAGCGCAUGCCCACCACCCUCGACGUUGGACAUCCCGACUCCUGUCACACCUCCCCUGGAAUCUGGGGCCCGUGCUGCUACUCAGGAUUGGGGUGCUGUUGUUGCCGAGUUGCGGGCGGAAAUCCAUCACCUUCGUGAGGCCUUGUCCCAACCCUGUCAGUCUUGCGAUGCUAGCGCUCGCCUUAGCAGUGACAUGUGUCAACUACAGGAAGAUCUCAAGGCUCAACGUGCCAUCACUCAAUCCUUGGAGCUUGCCGUUGCGGAGCUCCGGCAGGUACACCGGGUUGGGGCGGCGGCGGCCUCCGACAAUCUGCGGAGUGUCGAGGAGGCCACCGGACAGAGCUUGGAUAACGGUUCAAUGGACUUCCCGCUGCCGUCCAAGCCGACUCAGGCCAAACGGAGGCGGCGACCGAAAGCCAAGACUGAUCUGAAGGGCGGUGCGUCAUGUCAAUCCACGUCCUCGAGCUCUGGCGCGACUCCUUCUCUCUUCCGCGUCAUUGCCGCCAAUGUCACUUCUCUAUUUUCGCGUGCCGCGGCAGUGUGUGCGAUUGGCUUCGGUGUGGCUUUCCUCGCUGAGACGGCUCUCACCGCCAGGGGCCAGGAGAUUCUAACGGUUCAACUUCACAAAAAGGGCCGCUGUGUUGUGUGGGGUGCUCCCGUUGCAGGUGCUGGUGUCACUUCCUCCCGGGGAGUUGCUUUGUUGGGAGGCCCUGGUGUCAGAAUCGCGCCGCUGGAUGUCCCUGAUGAACUCAGUGCCCAGUGGCGCGAUGGCCGCGGCUCGCCUGGGGUUACCUGUGUCGCCUGCUAUGCUGAUGUCUAUGAUGCGACCGCUCGUGAAACGUUGUUUGAGUUGGUUGAGGACACCUGGGAGACACUGCGACUUCCUCGCCACUUUCCUGUCCAGGGAUGUGCGCCUACGACUGAUGCUGCCACUCGGCAUGCGGUUGACGUCGCUCGCAUUGGUUCCCUCCUUGCGGUUGGGCGCCCCCUGGCGGCCUACGAGGCUUGGGUCCAACUUGCUGAGGAUGAUCUGGCGUUCGCCUGUCGGCGCCAGGGCGGAGCCGGAGCUCUGUACCUGUGCGUCUGGAACGGGCCCGUUCUGGUCUUGCUGAGCUCUCGUUUCACUGGGAUGCGAGCCUUCGUCAGGGCACGCAACAGGGUUCAUUCGCUCUUAGACUGGCUCCGGGCUGAGAUCAACCGGCGUCACAGUCAAGCUCGACACUCAGCUUUGUCACAGUGGCGUGCCUCGGUUACUAGUUCACAGGCUGCACGUUUCCGGUGGGCGAAAGCUCAGCACGUCAAGUGGCAGACUGUGUUUGACACUCCUGCAUGCUUCGCUGCGGUUGAGAGCGUCUGGAAACCCAUCCUCCGUGACACCUGCCGGCCACCUGCCGGUUGCGAUGCUCAUGAUGCUCCGGAUGUUGACCUGCCGCCGCUGGGUUUGCGUGCGGUGGCUAAGCUGGACUUGCUGGCCAUCGCGGGGGCCGAACUGCGUGCUGCCACACAGCGCACUUCCGCUCAUACCGCCUGCGGUUGUGACGGGUGGAGGCGUGACGAGCUGUUAGCCCUGCCUCUCACACUUUGGGAUUCUCUGGCGGAUGUCUUGCGGGGUAUGGCCGCUGGUGCUAUUUGGCACCCCUCUCUUGUCACGGUCGUUACCUCGUUGAUACCCAAACGGGCGAAUGCCGACUUCUUGAGCGCCCCUGGUGAGGCGGUGCGAUCCAGUCUCCUGGCCUGCGGAGUUGGGGGCCGUUUUCAGUGGGCUUCUUUUCGACCUUCCAACGGGCUGUUUCAGGGGGACCCGACUGCCCCCGCCUGCUUGGCGGCUUUCCUUGCCCCUCCUGUGCAGCAGGUGCGUCAGCGUUGGCCCCAGGUCUCUGUUUCGCAGUACGCGGAUGAUGUGCUGUUCGCUGCAUCUGAUGCUCAUGCGCUGCGCGCCGCGCACGACUUCUUCGCCUCAUGGCUCUUGGCGCGGGGGGUUCAGCUUCAUGCCUCUAAAUGUAAGUGGGCAAGCACGGCUGCCGACCCGGUGAUCCCAGCCUUCUGUGUGCAGCGAACUCGGCUGCAACGGACCAGCAUUCUUGAGUCCCUGGGUGGUCACUUCGUCCGGGUUCUCAUCCUGAGUCGCCAGGCACGCCCGUCUUCCCUGCGAGUUGUCGUGCACGUUGGCAGCAGCUGCACGAUGCGGUACUUGGGACGGUUGCCAGGUUUGGCAGGCUGUCGGUGGGAUGGGAACGUCGUUCUGCUGAUAUCGCUGCCCUGCUCCCGACUAUCACUUACUCAGCUCUCGCCUGGAACCCCGCGGAAGAUGGCGGGGUCUCCUUGGCCUUACUGUCCCCAGUACAUCGAUGCUCGCUCCGUGAAGCAUUGCUACACGAGCAGGCUGCUAUCGCGCAGUUUGGUGGGCCGUGGGUCGCAUGGGAUACUCUGCGGGAUCACCGGGGCCAGCGGCACCACGUCGACUCUACUCGAGGACCGGCCGGUUGAGGUUCGUCCCCACAUCGUCGGGGCCGCUACUGUGGACAUUCUGCCAGGAGUUAUUGCGGACAUGGCCCGGAAACAUGCCGCUGCUGUUCAGGAGAUUCGGGCGCCGGUGUUGCACCUCCUCCGUGAGGCAAUGCGUGAUGCCGCUUUUCAUGAGGCCUCCCGUCGCCGCAGGGACAUGCGUGGGCUUGCUGAUGUGGAUCGUGAUUGCCUCGCGGCAUUGUGGGCUCGGGUCCCGAAGCCGGAACAGCCGACCCUGAGGUUCCUUAUGCAAGGGGCGGCCAUGACUGCCUCGCGCCUCCAUCGGUCUACCCGUGGACGUACCAGCCCGACUUGCCCGUGGGAAGAUGAGUGCCAUCGGUACUGGGUAUGCCCCCGGUGGUCCCCCCUUCGAGUGGAUAAGUUAGGUGCAGAGCAUCAUGAGAUCAGUGUGGAGAUUGCUCGUUUGGGCACAGUUGCAGCCACAUGUGGCAUCCCGACACAGAAUAUCACUGCAAACUUGAAGAGCCGAUGGCCUGACAUCUGCUCGUGUAUGGUUGCUAUUCAUCGUGCUGCCACUCCGGAGGGUGGCGAUGACGAACAAUGA
Molecule: messenger RNA, 3138 nt
Organism: Symbiodinium necroappetens
Lineage: Eukaryota; Dinophyceae; Suessiales; Symbiodiniaceae
Source: the annotation of a GenBank genome assembly